AUGGUCGACUUCGGCUUCGGCAGGCGGAGUCUCAGUCCCGCCAGCUGUUGCGGCUACUUCGUAGAGAUGUUCGAUUUGUUCAUUGUCCUCCAGGUGCUUGAAAGGGAUGGCGUAAAGACCACACGCAUUGUCGAUUGCCUGCUUGAGCCACAGAGGACCAUCCUCGCUGUCGCCUUCGUGACUGCCUGGGCGUUCUUUCUGAUAAACGGGGUUGUCUGGCAGGACGAGGAUGAGCGCGAGUGCAUCGCCGCACCCCUCAUCAAGCGAAUAAACGUCAACAAAUUGCAGACUUUUGGAAACCCCUAA
This is a messenger RNA of Aspergillus terreus NIH2624, 306 nucleotides long. RefSeq lists its product as uncharacterized. Lineage: Eukaryota; Fungi; Ascomycota; Eurotiomycetes; Eurotiales; Aspergillaceae. Bases 1 to 306 code for a protein of 101 amino acids. The record is from RefSeq and is a predicted model, not a curated record. The transcript has 2 exons.